Aspergillus aculeatus ATCC 16872 is the source of this 906-nucleotide messenger RNA. RefSeq lists its product as uncharacterized. The record is from RefSeq and is a predicted model, not a curated record. The transcript has 3 exons. Bases 1 to 906 code for a protein of 301 amino acids. NCBI's taxonomy places the organism in Eukaryota, Fungi, Ascomycota, Eurotiomycetes, Eurotiales, Aspergillaceae.
AUGGAUCCUCCUCAGGUGCAAGUUGGAGUGCCAGAGGAAACUCAUACUCCUCGAAACACACAGUCUCACAAUGUUAAGAGUACGGCAACCCCAGAUCCUGAAAUCAAGACAGCUUCCAAGGCGGUCAAUGAAUCGCAAACAGGCAUAACGCCAGAUAUUGAAAUGCACGAUGCACGCUCAGCUCCUGAGCUUGAACAAAAACCACUAGAACCCAGAAGAAACCCCGGCCUCCAAUUUCUUGAUUUUUUAACGUCACCUAUUGUGGAACUCGUUCUUGGGACCGGACAGUCCAGGACCAGCUUGACAGCUCACCAAAGUCUACUUUUGGAGUCUCCGCUUCUCGCGGAGAAGGUCGCGGCCUUCGGUGAAUCUGGUCCUCGGCGCAUUGAGCUUCCCGCGGAAAAUGUGGAGGCUUUCGGGUAUUUUCUACAGUUUCAGUACACGCGUGACUAUUGUACCUCUCACACUGAAACUCACACCGAGCAAGAGACGGUAGUCGGGGAGAUUGGCGACAGCGGAGAACAGUUACUGAAACACGCGCGGGUGUAUACCUUGGCGGAAAAAUUAGGCAUCCCUUCACUUAAAGCUCUCGCACAUUCGAAGAUCCAUCGUAUCAACAGCACAUCCCAAGGAGAAAUUGCGUAUGCGCGUUAUGUAUACACAAACACACCUGCUGAUGACGUCACGAUCCGCAAACCUGUGGCCACCUUUUGGGCUUUGCGAAGCCAUGUUUUACGUCAUGAGGCUGCGGAGGAAUUCAAGAAUUUAUGCAUUGAUGUGCCUCAAUUCUGCUAUGACGUGCUCAGUCUUGUGUUAGACCACAAGGAGAAACGGGCACAUGAUAGGGCAGAGGCAGAGUCUGGGGUGAAAGGAAGCGGAAGAAAGCGGCUGCGCAGUGGUCUAUGA